UGGAUGCAAUGUUUUUAAUGUUUUUUUUUUUUUCAAAAGGCGACAAUAAAACAAUAAUUGCAUUGUAACAAGUGAAAAUGUCUCUUUUUCCGGCUUACGGUGACGGUGGGGACAACCGUGAACCGAAUGUUGUGGAUGCUCCCGCUCAGCCGAUUCCAGCUACAGAUAACUCUACUGAUAAGGAGACAAAUUGGAAGAGCAACCACAGCUACGAGUUGCCUGCUGAAAUUGCAUUGCCGUCGUUUAAUACUGGUGCAGCCACGGAAUUCGACUCCGAUACAGAAUCGGAAUCUUCUAGCCGGAGUGCCAGCCCAGCUAGAAUCCCGGUCGUCCCCGUGCAGCGUCCCUUGGAGUUUGAUAACACUGUGGAAUUCUACGUGGAUAAGGCACCAAACAAAGCGCAACGAGAGUUGAACACCUUACCACGUCUAUCGCGGCCACAAUACAAAAUAAAUCAACGACGUUUAGCAGACGCAAAAAAGACACCACGAUACCGCCGAUAUGCCAAGAAGAGUUUACGUCACUUCAAGCUGAUUGUGCCCAGUGUUGACCACACACUGUCUGAUGAAGAGAGCACUCAAAUCAUGCAACGCAUUAAAAAACUUAAAAACCUUGUCGCCAAGGAGCCGAAGCAAUUAAAUAACUGGAUUGAGCUGCAUCACUUGCUAAGCUACAACUUGUCCAAGACCAAUCGACUGGCUGUGGCCGAGCAUCAGCUGCAUAUGUUGGGAACAGCGCUACAGGAGCUACCCGGCAAUGAAAAGCUGCUGCAGCUGUAUGUUGCCACUUUAAGUGUCACAUAUCCAGACAGCGAGGUGGCCAGCCAGAUUGAGCAACUGCUGGAGCGGCAUCCGUUUGAGUACACAUUAUGGACUGCUCUGAUAAUGACCACCCAAGGCACCAUGGCCCGUUGCAAUGUUCCGGACGUGCUUAAUAUAUACGAGCAGUGCAUGCGUCGCAUGAAUUUGGGACAGAAGGAUACGGAUAUGCUUACAGAUACCAAUAACGAUACAGAUACAGAUACGGAUGAUCUUAUGCUGAAACUCUUUCACAAUUGUGUGCUUUUCCUACGCCAGUCGGCUAACUGUGAUCGCAUGUUUGCGCUACUCAAAUUGGCUCUGGAACUCAAUACGCAGCAUUUGAGCUUUGAUUGUCUUGUGGCGCGUGCAGCUGUUGAACGUCCGCUGGUUGAAUAUGAGGAGCUGGUAUUGCGAUCAGGCAUGCCCAUGCCAGAGAUUUGGACACGCGUCGAGCGCUUGCGUCAAGCAUUCAAUUUCUUGCCAUAUCCAGAGUUGCGUGGCCCAAUCGAGGAGGCAGCCAACGCUGGACUAGAUCCACAACGCUUCGUUUACACAGAGGAUGUGUGUCGCUACAUUUAUCCAUUGAAAUCAAAAGAUAAUCAACUACACCUUAUGCUACUGGCCGUUCAGCUGACCAAAUUACCAUUUGUGCGGACCAACAGCCUUGCAGAUCGCCUGUCCGCACGCAUUGAUCAAAUCGGUGAAUCGGAAGCCGUCGAAAUGCUGCUGGCCAGUCUGGGUGAUCGUCACAGCUAUAUGCUGCCAUUAAAUAGUGGCGAUCAUUACACCGAAGCCAUGUUGCAGCUGGCCAAGGAGCUGUAUGUUAGCCCCACUUUCAUGCCCCAUUUUAUUGGCAACGAGCUAUACGAACAGUGUCUCAGUCAACUGCUGCUCAAAUGCAGCGAAGCCUUCAUCGAUCCCAAUGAUGAGUCCAAGCGACGCGUCUUCAUUAUACUCUGGUUUCGUUUCGAGCGACUGCGUCUAUUGCUGCUCAAGCUCACCGGCAAGCUGACGGAUGGAUAUGUUAAAGAUGCGCGUCAACGUCAACGUCAAUUGUUGAGCCUGGAGGAGAAUCGUUGUGUGACCCGCUUCUACACAGAACUGGGCAUGUUUGAGUACGAGGCGUUGGAUGAUGAGGACAAGUCGAGCGAUUUGCGCAUUUUUGACAAAAUUAUGAACAUGCCCGCGGAUGUGGACGAUGUUGAUCUGUUGCAUGCCAAUGUGAUCUAUGCUGAAAUGUUAUUUGCACGCGAGCAGUACAAGCAAGCGCAGCACAUUCUCAGUUCCCUGGUAGUUCAGCAAUCACCCAAGAACAGUGCUCCAGUGGAACUAGAAAGCGCUAUUCGUGAGAGCAGUCGGCAUUUGUGUGUGGCAUUGAAGACGGCGAAUGAGGAUGCCGCCAUGGCAACACAUCCAAUGCCGUUGGAGAACUACUUUAUAGCCAACAAGCUGAUGCUGCUGCUGCGCAUCCAUUCCUUGUUGCUCUGCAUGGACGGUCGUUCAGUUGAGGCUCUUGAGAUGCUUAAUAAUAACCUUAACCUUGGCAUCUUUGCCAAAGUGGAUAUUCCCGAGACAGAGCUGAAAAUGAAACUGGAAUGGACGCGAUGUCAUUUUAUGCGUGAGCAACUGCGUGAAUUGCAGUUGGUGAUCAUGCAGUUGCCGCUUCUCUCCCUAUUUUCUCCUCGGGAUGGACGAAAGCAACUGGUUUCUAUGCUGGAACAAUCCUUGAUCGAGUUUCCCAGGAAUCUGGCCAUGCUGCAUCGGUGGACAACGCUUAGCUCUCUGCCCUGGUACAAGCUGCGUGGACACCUUGUACAUACCAGAGCUGGAAUAUUGGCGCUACUCCAUAUGGUCAUUGCGGCACGCUGCCGUUUCAUUCAUCAGAUCAAAUCCAAGACGAAGAAAUCAAGUGCCAUCGACGAGCUGUUUAGCGAGGAACUGCAACAAGGAUAUUUAGAGAAUUUGGUUCGCAAUCGAGUGCUUAGUAUGUUCGAGACAUUUUUGCCCACUAACCCAUAUCGCUCCAAAGAGGAGGCGGAUCAGUAUGCGAUCCUCCGUCGUAACUCCUUGUAUUGGCGCUGCUAUCUGCGCUGCCUUUCGAAUGAGCGCACUAGCUUUGAGCGAAGCAAAUCGUGUCUCCUAAUGGCAUUGGAUGAGUGCCCCUGGGAUAAGGCACUCUACAUGGAUGGCGUCACUUAUGUGCCCCAGGAAGUCGGCAAUCUCCAGGAUGUAAUGACUGAAAAACAGCUACGUAUAUAUGCAAUACCCGAGGAACUCAACGUCUUACGCGAGGCAUAACAUCAACAAUUUUGUGAUGUGCGCGGAAACUUUCGUGUUUCGCGGCCCGCGGUUAGCUUCAAAAAUCGUCGGGCUUCGGACCUGAAAUCCACAAACGAAAGGCGAUUUUUUUUAACAUCCGAAAAUAUUCUAAGCAGUAGACACACCAAGUUUAAUAGCUCUAAUUUGGAUAGCAUAAUUUUUCUACAUAAGAGUAUGUAAAUCACUGGUUGUAAGUAGAGAUUUAAAAAAUAUAUUUAAAAAAUAAAUGAAACCUCCUUUAUCAAAUU
Molecule: messenger RNA, 3367 nt
Organism: Drosophila innubila
Lineage: Eukaryota; Metazoa; Arthropoda; Insecta; Diptera; Drosophilidae
Product: nuclear exosome regulator NRDE2
Exons: 3
Coding region: 78-3098 (1006 amino acids)
Biological process (GO): regulatory ncRNA-mediated post-transcriptional gene silencing; negative regulation of RNA catabolic process
Cellular component (GO): catalytic step 2 spliceosome
Source: RefSeq, a predicted model, not a curated record